Molecule: messenger RNA, 1098 nt
Organism: Hordeum vulgare subsp. vulgare (domesticated barley)
Lineage: Eukaryota; Viridiplantae; Streptophyta; Magnoliopsida; Poales; Poaceae
Product: syntaxin-132-like
Exons: 11
Coding region: 66-908 (280 amino acids)
Biological process (GO): exocytosis; intracellular protein transport; vesicle fusion
Cellular component (GO): endomembrane system; plasma membrane; SNARE complex
Molecular function (GO): SNAP receptor activity; SNARE binding
Source: RefSeq, a predicted model, not a curated record
AUCUUCUUCCUAUUUUACAGGAUUCCUUUGAGCUUCCCCGCCGGGAUUCUUCCACUGAUCUCGAGAUGGGGAUGCAUCACCCCGAUGCCUCCCACAAUUUACAAGCCUUCCUCAACAAGGUCGAUGGCAUCGACAGCCUGAUAGCUAAGCUGGCCACUCUCUUCACCAAGCUCCAGUCUGCCAACGAGGAAUCCAAAGCAGUUACAAAAGCAAGCGCCAUGAAAGAAAUUAAGCAGCGAAUGGAAAAGGACAUUGAUGAAGUGGGCAAAGUUGCUCGUCUGGCGAAAACAAAACUCGAUCAACUGGAAAAAGAUAACUUAUCUAACAGGCAGAAACCUGGAUGCGACAAGGAUUCCGCCGUAGAUCGAUCAAGGGAACAGACUACUGGAGCUGUGAAAAAGAAGUUGAAGAAACGGAUGGACGAUUUUCAGGUACUGAGAGAGUCAAUCCGGCAGGAGUACCGGCAAGUUGUUGAAAGAAGGGUAUUCACCGUAACUGGUAAUCGUCCUGAUGAAGAGACAAUUGAUGAUUUAAUCGAGACAGGGAGAAGCGAGCAGAUUUUCAAAGAUGCGGUUCAGCAGCAGGGAAGAGGCCAGAUAUUGGACACUGUGGCUGAGAUACAGGAGCGGCAUGAUGCUGUAAGAGAUCUAGAGAGGAAGCUUCUGGAACUGCAGCAGAUAUUCCUGGAUAUGGCGGUAUUGGUUGAGGCUCAAGGAGACAUGAUCAACCACAUAGAGACACAUGUUUCAAAUGCUACCAACCACAUACAGCAAGGCGUGGGCGCUCUCCAGAAGGCAAAGACCCUACAGAAGAACUCGAGGAAGUGGAUGUGCUACGCCAUCAUCCUUCUCUUGGUGGUAGUGGCUAUCGUCGUGCUCGGGGUGAUCCAACCAUGGAAGAAGAAGUAACCCUUGAGCCACGACCCAACAUCUCGGCACGGCGGAAUAUAUAUAUAUAUAUAUAUACUGUUUUUUCUUCUUCUUCUGUUUGUGCAUUCUGUCUAGUUCUGUGACCGAUUCACACACUCUUCUACAAUCUCUGUAUGGCUAUGCUGAACCAUAUUGUUUGCCCAUAUCAUGUACUGGGGCUGCUGCUAUU